Cordyceps fumosorosea ARSEF 2679 is the source of this 1203-nucleotide messenger RNA. Its product is annotated as solute carrier family 35 member B1 protein. Gene Ontology annotation, molecular function: UDP-galactose transmembrane transporter activity; UDP-glucose transmembrane transporter activity. Gene Ontology annotation, biological process: UDP-galactose transmembrane transport. Gene Ontology annotation, cellular component: endoplasmic reticulum membrane; Golgi membrane. NCBI's taxonomy places the organism in Eukaryota, Fungi, Ascomycota, Sordariomycetes, Hypocreales, Cordycipitaceae. The record is from RefSeq and is a predicted model, not a curated record. Bases 1 to 1203 code for a protein of 400 amino acids. The transcript has 3 exons.
AUGGCGCGCACGAAACAGGUGCCCAGCAAGCGCCAGGCGUCUUCCGAGUUCUUCAACAAGGAAAAGGCCGAGUGGGAGUCGUCCAACGGCAAGACGAAGACGAAUGGCUCUGCAAUCGCCAAGAGCGCGCCGGUCAAGGCAGAGGCCGGGGUCGUGCAGCUGGUCAUUGCCGUCUCUGGCAUCUACGCCUCCUUCCUGACGUGGGCGUACCUGCAGGAGAAGCUCACGACCACGCGCCACGGCCCCGCGCAGGAGGUCUGGCACUUCCCCGUCUUCCUCAACACCAUCCAGUCCGUCUUCGCCGGCCUCGUCGGCGUCGCCUACCUCGUCCUCUCCACGCCGCGCGGCGCCCCCGUGCCCCCCGUCCUCCCCUCCGCCGGCAUCCUCGCGCCGCUCGCGCUCGUCGCCGUGACCUCGAGCCUCGCCUCGCCCUUUGGCUACGCGAGCCUCGCGCACAUCGACUACGUGACCUUCCUCCUCGCCAAGAGCUGCAAGCUGGUGCCGGUGAUGCUGCUGCACGUGACGCUGUUCCGCCGGCGCUACCCGCUGCACAAGUACGCCGUGGUGGCCGCCGUGACCGCCGGCGUGGCCGUGUUCACGCUGCACUCGGCCGGCAAGAAGAAGACGUCGGGGAGGAUGGGGGAGGGGAGCGCGGCGUGGGGGAUGCUGCUGCUGGGGAUCAACCUGCUGUUUGACGGGCUGACCAACAGCACGCAAGACCACGUAUUCACAGCGUUUAAACCAUACUCGGGCCCGCAGAUGAUGGUCGCGAACAACGCCAUGAGCUCGCUGGUCACGGGCGCGUACCUGCUGGUCGGCCCGGCGGUACUGGCGGCCACGGGAGCGGGCGAAUGGCUCGGCGUGGGUGCCGGCGAGGCGGGUGAGCUGGGCGCGGCGCUGGCGUUUAUGCGUCGCUACCCGGCGGUCUGGAAGGACGUCCUUGGCUUCGCGGCCUGUGGCGCCGUCGGCCAAGUCUUCAUCUUUUAUACGUUGGCUACGUUUUCGUCGGUGUUGCUGGUGACGGUGACGGUGACGCGCAAGAUGUUCACCAUGAUCUUGUCAGUGCUCGCGUUCGGACACCGGUUGACGGGGAUGCAGUGGCUGGGCGUGGGGCUGGUGUUUGGCGGGAUCGGCGUGGAGGCGGCGAUUGCGAGGCGGGACAAGCUGGCCAAGGAGGCGGCCAAGAAGGAAAAGUCUGGGUGA